Messenger RNA from Arachis ipaensis, 1248 nucleotides. The record is from RefSeq and is a predicted model, not a curated record. NCBI's taxonomy places the organism in Eukaryota, Viridiplantae, Streptophyta, Magnoliopsida, Fabales, Fabaceae.
AUGCAAAAAAGACAAUCUUCCUCUGUUGUUGCUUCGGUGGCUAUUAAUUUGGCACAAUUUUAUGAAGAUGUAAACUUAUCGACUGUUAAAACGCACCUACCAAGUGGUGACACACAAAGUGGCCAAAAUGUUGACUCUUUUUUUGAUAAUGAAGUUUUGAAUGGUUAUGAUGAUUCAAUGUUGGAUGUAGAUAUGGAAGAUAAUUCUAUAUCAUCCUCAGAAACCUUAGAUGCAUACUCCAGUGUACAAGGACCCACCAAUAAUCUAACAGAAGUCGUUUCGCAAAAUCAGUUUCCGUCAUGCUGCGGUUCCCAAAGAUCGUGCCUAACAGAAAGAAAUUCUACUAUAAAUGAGAUGCAAAAAAGACAAUCUUCCUCUGUUGUUGCUUCGGUGGCUAUUAAAUUGGCACAAUUUUAUGAAGAUGUAAACUUAUCGACUGUUAAAACGCACCCACCAAGUGGUGACACACAAAGUGGCCAAAAUGUUGACUCUUUUUUUGAUAAUGAAGUUUUGAAUGGUUAUGAUGAUUCAAUGUUGGAUGUAGAUAUGGAAGAUAAUUCUAUAUCAUCCUCAGAAACCUUAGACGCUUGGGGUCAAAACUACCAUACCAUUGGUAGCUUACUUCCUCCGGAUAGUCUGCGACCAACAUUUUCCCAACUAUAUAUCUAUGACACAAAAAAUGAGAUUGAUAAUCGGAUAGGCACACUUCGUUCUAAUGAAGCUAUAAAUGAGCGGGAUAGGGAAAUUGUGGCAAUAUUAAGAAACAUAUUAGACAAAUAUAAUAGUUUGGCAAAGAGUUUUUGCUAUGCAAGAGAUAGGUACCAACAGGAAAAUUGCACAAACAUAAAGCUUAAGUUGAUUAGUAAAAGGACUACGGAUGGCAGGAUAUACAACUUGCCAUCUGCAUCUGAAGUGGCUGCAUUGAUUGUUGGCGAUGUCGAACAACUAAGCAAAGAUAGAGAUAUUAUUAUAGAGAAUCAAACUAAAAAGCUCCAACGGUUUGAUGUUUUUCACCCAUCUUAUUUAGCCUUGCAAUAUCCAUUGUUGUUUCUAUAUGGGGAGGAUGGAUUUCGUUUGGGUAUUGCAACAUCAGAUUCUAUUUCCGCUAGGCCUACAAAGAAAAACAAAACAAUCACUUUGCGACAAUUCUUUGCUUUUCGACUACAGAAAAGGACGGGUGAAUCUCCGUUAAUUCUGAAGAGAUUAUUCCAACAGUUUUCGGUAGAUGCCUACACAAUGGUGGAAUAA